Ceratitis capitata (Mediterranean fruit fly) is the source of this 822-nucleotide messenger RNA. RefSeq lists its product as hypothetical. NCBI's taxonomy places the organism in Eukaryota, Metazoa, Arthropoda, Insecta, Diptera, Tephritidae. The transcript has 4 exons. Gene Ontology annotation, cellular component: extracellular region. Bases 193 to 723 code for a protein of 176 amino acids. The record is from RefSeq and is a predicted model, not a curated record. Gene Ontology annotation, molecular function: chitin binding.
AAGCGGCAGAGUCGCACGUGUUAGCGCGCAUUCGGUGUUUUAUUCUCCCCUCCUUUUGACAUAGUCGCGAUAAUUAUAAGUGUAGGCGUGUUAAUUGGAAAAUAAGUGAAUCUCAUUCAAAAUAAAUUACGUAUACGCUCCACGCUACAUUUUCCGUAGUUGAGAUAUAAACAUACAUACAUACACGUAUACAUGGCUAUGAAAACAAAAACAUCCUCAGCAAGCACAAUGAUGACUCAAAAACAGCAAUAUAAACAGCAACAACAAAACGAACAACAAGCAAACUCGAGUUUCUCACAUCGGCGGCAUCUUCAUUUCGGAUCAUCGCUAUUUCACCUACAAACCGUUACAAUCUCAUUGGUUGUUAUUAUUUUCGGAUUAUUUUGCGCUGCGAUUUGUGUCAGUGGGCAAGUUGAUGGCUACAUAGCGGGCGUUGAUUAUCCUGCUUAUGAAUCGGUGCCAAAAGGACUUUCAUUUAAGUGCAGAAACCGAUUACCCGGCUAUUAUGCAGAUACGGAGACUCGGUGUCAGGUCUGGCAUUGGUGCCUACAUUCCGGUCAUCAGUACUCAUUUAUAUGUCCCAACGGCACUGUAUUCAAUCAAGCCGUACGUGUAUGCGACUGGUGGACAAAUGUCAAUUGUCCAGUAGCUGAGCAAUUGUAUAAUAACAACGAUGAGCUCUACCGGACCACUGAACCGAAUCCGGAGCAGCAGAACCUCUGAUAUAAGGCCAUUCAUAUCAAUCAAACCAGUUUAUUGAGCCAACAGAGACAAAAUUCGCAAAUACAACAACAAACAAAACAGCAGCAGCAGCGGCAGCAA